CCGGCAGCCGGUUACCGAUUCUACGAAAGAUACAAGUAUACAGGGUGCCACAGGGUACUCCAAAUGCAGCCUUGUGAUAUUCGUCUUAAUAAAUCUAGUUUUUGCAUUAUUGCAUUAGUUUUUUCUCCACCUAUCAGAUAUUAAUUGAUAUUUCGAAAACUAUGUUAUUCAAAUGACUCGAAACCAAAAGAAAUGGCAAGGGAUUUCUUGUAAUUCGAAUCGUCGACUUCAUUUUGGGGUUAGAAGAAGAGAAAGAUUCCCUAUAGUUUGUGGAAUGCAUCUUGUAUUACCACAGUUGUUUAACGAUAGUAUUUUUCACGUGUAACUAUACAAAACGUGUGAGUUUUAAUAAAUAACCCGUUGAGAAUGGCAACAGAACGUCAAUGUAGUUAUGAAGAAAUUUUGAAGGCAUAUCCGGAGAUGACACUUGUUUCAGAAUCGCCAGUAACAUGGCAAGGCUUUCUAGUUAUCUCGUCUUCUAUGUAUCCUGCUGGUUAUGCUAGACGUCUUCGAAUGAAGGUAAAACUAGUGGUGCCUAAUUAUCCAUCAUUCUGCAAUGCAGAAAUUAGUUUUGGCAGGCACAUUGCUUUUCUGCGAAACAAACGUUUUAGUAGAGAAGUAAAGAAGGCAAUAAGGUCUGCGCAAACAAUAGUAUCAUUUUUAACGCAAUUAGAGUCGCUCAUUCUUAAAUAUAUACAUUAUACAGAUACUAAAAUUAAUGUGUACGACUUUGAAUCCACAAGAGAGUUUCUACAAGAUAUAAAGGCAGCUCUUCAGAAUCCAUCUGAUGUGCAAUUGUCAUGUGAUCGGAAUCUAAGUACUAUCAAGUUAUCUUUAAGAGGAGUGUCCCUUACAUUGCAAAGAUGUAAAGAUGUUGGAGUUUGCUGGAAAAUAGUAUCUUCCGACAUACCUGCUAUUCCAACGUUUGAAGGUUUUGAGAGAAACUUAACUAAUUUGAGCAUUGCGAUGACUAAGUUUAAAUGGCAAGUGGAAUUAUUAGAGAGAGUAUGGGAACAAUUAAAAGAAAUUGACGAGAAUUGUUGGGUAAUUGAUCCACCGGAACCAAACAAAAGUCAUGUACACAGAUGCAUUCAUUUGUCACAAUCUAUAUCUGUGACAAUUACAAUAGAUCCGCUGAAGCCUACUGCUUUGCCGACAAUUAAAUUCUUAGGCAGUGACAACGAGGUGAAAAGACUAAGUGACGAUGUUUCUAAUAAUAUUCUUAAAUGGAAUGAAGAUGACAGUGUUUUAGAAAAUCUGAAGAUGUUGUUAAAUAUGUAUGAAUUUCCCGAGCAGCAGGACAGCUUGGAUGAUUCCAAAGGCAUUAUUGGUAAUCGUGAGUGUGGUAUAUGCUUCUCUGAAAAAUCAGAGGCCGAUGAAUUGCCGAAUAAGAUGUGCAAUAACGAAAAAUGCAUGAAACAUUUUCAUUCAGCAUGUUUAUCGAGGUGGUUGCAAACAAACGCUACGAAUCAAGUUGUGUUCCAUCAUAUCCAUGGCAAAUGCCCGCAUUGCAAGGAAAACAUUUCCUGUCCCAUUGAAUGAUACAGGUAGGUAUUGACUCAAUCCCCUAAACUUUAAACAUUCACUCAAAUAUAUAUACAUGUGUAUAAUUCAUAUCUCGAGACCAUUCUUUCAUGGACUGAUUGAACUCUGAAGUUCCGCAUAUUAAAAUUAAUGUUGUCUCUGUAUCAUUAGAUUGAAUAUAAUCAGUGACAAGUGCUUUGCUUAAACGGCCAGCGUUUAUAUUAAAACCAUGAAGGUUGACUGUCUCGUCUGAAACAAUUGUUUUAAAAUAUUAAGUAUUGUUUAUAUAUAAUUAAACAUACUUAUAUAUAAUUAAACACAAAUUGUUCAUGUUUCAAACAUUAUUAUGUAAACAAAUUAUACUUCAAAUGCAAUUAUAUCAUAGGACAUUCUAUGUAUAUAAUUUCAAUUAACAUCUUAAGUUUUCUUGUACCAUGUCACAAUAUUACGUACCAUUUAGUUGAGAUAACUGUAAUGUACAUUUAAAAUUCCAAUAAUCUGCUAAAUGCAUUAAUUCUUUUUUCAAA
Messenger RNA from Monomorium pharaonis (pharaoh ant), 2051 nucleotides. RefSeq lists its product as uncharacterized. NCBI's taxonomy places the organism in Eukaryota, Metazoa, Arthropoda, Insecta, Hymenoptera, Formicidae. Gene Ontology annotation, biological process: interstrand cross-link repair; protein monoubiquitination. The coding region runs from base 367 to 1542 and encodes 391 amino acids. Gene Ontology annotation, cellular component: nucleus; Fanconi anaemia nuclear complex. The record is from RefSeq and is a predicted model, not a curated record. The transcript has 7 exons. Gene Ontology annotation, molecular function: ubiquitin protein ligase activity.